Clunio marinus is the source of this 192-nucleotide messenger RNA. The record is from the annotation of a GenBank genome assembly. NCBI's taxonomy places the organism in Eukaryota, Metazoa, Arthropoda, Insecta, Diptera, Chironomidae.
AUGCAAAAAUCACAAAUUUCAAAAGAGCCAAUUAACAAGCCUAGCAUCAACUGGAAGUAUCACCUAGCAUCUCCUCAAAUAAUUCAAAAACUGUUGACUUAUCAAAAAAACGAAGGAAAAUUUUGCAUGUUCGAAGCGAAUGAAGCAGGAGAAAAGUUAAUUUUUCAAUUAACAAAAUUGUUCAACUUAUGA